AGCCGAAGAAGAAGAAGAAGACGGAAGUGUUAGCGGCUAACUGUUAGCAGACGGGGAUCCAAACAGCUGGUUAGCAUUUAGGCUAUGAGGCUAGCAGGUCCGCAGUGUUUCUGCUGUGUGUUACAAUGGCAGCUCACCAAAAACACCAGCUCUGAUGCUACAGUCAAACAAUGCGGGUUAAUUAAUUAAUUAGAUAAUUAUUCAUUCAAUUAUUGCUAACGGCUAGUUAGCACAGUUAGCUGCGCUCCCAACAACAACAACAACAGCAGCAACAGCAGUGUUUCACGUCAAAAAAACGUCAAUUUAAAAUAAAUCCAAAUGGAAACAAACGUGCCGAAAAGACGAGACAACAAGAAAUCACUUCGUGUGAAGGUAAUAAGUCUCGGAAAUGCGGAGGUCGGAAAGAGCUGCAUCAUCAAACGCUACUGUGAGAAGAGGUUCGUUCCCAAGUAUUUGGCCACGAUCGGUAUUGAUUACGGAGUCACCAAAGUUCAGGUUCGCGACAGAGAAAUCAAAGUGAACAUCUUCGACAUGGCUGGUCAUCCUUUCUUCUACGAGGUGCGUAACGAGUUCUAUAAGGACAGUCAGGGGGUUCUGCUGGUGUAUGACGUCGGUCUCCGGGAGAGCUUCGACGCUCUGGACAGCUGGCUCGGCGAGAUGAAACAGGAAAUGGGUUCUCAGGCCAACAUGGACAGCAUCGUGUUCGUCGUCUGCGCCAACAAGGUGGACCUGACGAAGCGGCGCGUGGUGGACGAGGGCGAGGGCCGUCUGUGGGCGGAGUCUCGGGGGUUUCAUUACUUCGAGACGUCGGCUCAGAGCGGAGAGGGCAUCAACGAGAUGUUCCAGGCGUUCUUCUCGUCCAUCACCGACAUGUGUGAGAACGGCGGGAAGCGUCCGGUGUCCGAGGUCAGCGCCGGCUUCACCAAAGAGCAGGCCGACACCAUCCGACGCAUCCGCAACAGCAAAGACUCCUGGGAUAUGUUGGGCGUCAAACCCGGAGCCACGCGGGAGGAAGUGAACAAGGCGUACAGGAAGCUGGCGGUGCUGCUCCACCCGGACAAAUGCGUCGCCCCCGGCAGCGAAGACGCCUUCAAGGCCGUGGUGAACGCUCGCACGUCACUGCUGAAGAACAUCAAAUAACACAAACACACACCUGAAGCCUCUCGGAGAGAUCGGACCUGUUUCCUGUCGCCGUAACAACAGCGUUUAUUUAUUCACAUAUUUAUUUAACGUGAACGUCUCGUGUGCCAUGUCGCUCGCCAACAGUGCUGUUUGCCAACCUGACGUCUGGAUUAAAGCCAGUUCUGACUUCUGUUCUACGUUUUAUCUCUAAACUGGUGUGUUAGCGAGAGAGAGGGAGUGUACGGAAGAUGAUGAAGGCCACGUGGGGAAAAAAAAGAAGAAUUUGUCAAAAAAAAAAAUUAUGAUUAUGUGAAAAAAAUUAAAUUAUCUAAAUGUCAGAAUUAGGAGGAAGUCAUAAUUCUAAAAAUAAAGUGAGAAUCUGAAUGUAAUUUGAUUAAAAAAGUUGUAAAUCUAUGGGAAAAUUCUUGUAAAAUGUAAAUAUUUUUACAAGGUGUAAUUCUUACAAAAUAGUUUUAACUCUGAAAGUCAGAUUUUGCAAUUAAAAGUCAAAUUCUGAAAUUAACAAUUGGAGAUUAAACUGAGAUGAAAGAAUUUUACUUUUCAGUCAUAAAUCUGAGUACGGGAUGUUAAACGUGAAGAAAUCAUAACUAUAAAACUAAGGUUUUUAAGAAUCCUUGAAUUUAAGUCAGAACUUUUGAGUUUAAAAUCAAAACUCUGAUUAAAAAUGUUAAAAUUACUUUAAAAAUGUCAGAACUUUUUAGAAAAUGUUAUGAUUCAAACUCUGAGAUAGAAGUCAACAUUAAUUACUGUCAGAAGUUUUAAAGGUUGUAAUUAUGAGAAAAGUUAUGUUAAAGUUACAGUCAUAAUUAUAAUUAUAAUAUAAUAAUCAAUACAUUCUAAACAUCUGAGAUUAAAGUCAACGUUUGAAAUUGAUGUGGAAUUCUGAGGGUAAAAUAUUACCUGAGAAAUAAAAUGCUCAAAGAAAAAAAAUUUAAAUUUGAGGAAAAGCCGAAACAAUAACGUCACAAUUCUGAGAUUAAAGAGUUUUUAUUUUUCAGUUUUUCCUAAAAAAAAAAUUAAUAAUAACUUUUUUUUCACAUGGCCGUCAUCAUCUUCCAUACAUGGUGUGUGGUUUUGAGUUGAGGAGUGUGUGUGUGUGUGCAGUUGAUGUUGAUGACGUCAGCAGAGCAGCAGGUCAAAGGUCAGCGUUUAACGGUAAAAACACGUUCAAAACAUCUGAGUUUUUUAAAAGCUGAACAACAACAAGCAACAGCUUCAAAUCCAGUCGGAAAUGUUACAAACGAGUCCAAACAUUUUUAUUAAAUGUGACUUUUAUUCAGUGUAAAGUAAUUUAUUUAAAUCAUAAAACAAGUUACCGACGUGUCACAGAUCCACUUUUAAUGCCUGGUUGCCAAAUAAAUGAAAGUUAACAGUGUGUUAUAAUCAAAAAAUGCAUGUUUAAUGUUAAAAAUACUCCUAAACUUGUAUACAAAUCUGCCAAAACACUCGAUGCAGUUAUGACAGAGAUCUCUGACCGAACUGAAACCAAGAGGUCUUAAAUGGGACGGACUGUUAGUUUACUGAUCUGACUUCCUGUGUGAUUGAACACUGGUCUGUUAGAAACCAUCAGCUGCUGAUACUGGAUGGGUGGCGUUGGCAUCAUCUGCUGUAAUUUGUUCCCUCAAAAUCCUUAUUUAUUUUCUCCAAUGACUGAUUAUAAACUGACCAAUCAGAUUGUCAGUUUUACCUUUUACAUUUCUAAUUUGCUCCCUUAAAACUGCUAAAUUGUGCACCUGAAUUACAACUUUUUUCUCCUUGAAUAAUCCCAUAAUACUUGAACAUGACCUUAGGUGACUGAUCUGUGCCCUCAAACUGUCAAUUUAUUUCAUUUAACUUUUAAUUUGUUUCUUCAAAUUGUGAAAUUUUGCCCUGAAAUUCCUACUUUUAUCUCUUUCUCUCAAAUUCAUAAUUUGUUCCCUAAAGUGACAGAUUGGUUCCCUUAUUUGUGCCCUCAAGUUGUCAAUUUGUGCCAUUACAUUUCUACAUAGUUUGUUUCCUCCAAUUGCUAAUUUGUUCCCUCAGAUUCCUUUUUUUCCUCCCAAACUCCUAAUUAGUUCCCUCAAGUGACUAAUUUAUUCCCUCCAAAUGUCAAGCUGUUACCUCGUUAGUUCCCUCAAGUGAUUUAAGUUCUCUAAAAAGACUAGUUUGCAGUCUCUAAUGUAAACUGUGACCUUAUUAUCCAAAUACUUCAUUUGUUCCCUGAAAUAACUUGAUACCUGAAAUUAUUUAGGUCCCAUUUUUUUCUCAAGUACUUCAUUUGUUCCCUUCAGUAACUAAUUAGUUCCCUUGAGUGAUGUAUUUGUGCCCUCAAAGUGUCAAUUUAUUUUAUUAAAUUCAGAAUUUCUUCACACAAAAAAAUUGCCCUUAAAUGUACAUUGUUCCCUCAUGAUAAUACAAAAUACGUCAUUUGUUCCCUGAAAUAACUAACACUGUAUGUUCCCUUAAGUGACUAAAUAUGCCAUCAAACUGAUCAUUUGUUUAAUUUCAUUUCUAAUUUGUGCCGGCAAAUUGUUUUUUUUUUCUCUAAAAUGCAUAAUUAGUUCCCUUAAGUGACUGAUUUGUUCCCUCAAACUGCCAACAGGUUCCCUCAAGUUGUUCUUUAUUAAAAUGAUUUUGUGCCCUGAAUGGUAAACUUGACAGUCACAGUUGUUACCCUUAAUUUGUUACCUCAGAAUAUCUUUUAUUUAUUAACUGUGAGUUAUAAUUCAACCCCUCAAAUUACCACAUUUGUUCCCUGAUUUACUUAUUCGCUGUAAAAGGAAAAACAAAAGUUAUUUAAGUUGCUCUUUUUUGGCAAAUAACUGAAAAAAUAUCAGCAGCUCUUAUUAAACUGCAGUUUGUCUUCCAGACUUCCUUCACCUGAACAAGAAAGUUUACAUGAUGAUGAUGAUGAUGAUGAUGAUGAUGUUGGGACAUUUUAAUCCAGAUGUUGAACAAAAAGAAAAAGUUUUUAAUACUUCUCUCUGUGUACGAUAGAAGUAGAAACGUCUUGUUAAAGCAGAAAAAAAAAGUUGUUUGAUACUGUAAAGAACUGACAGACAGCAUGAAUAUGUGAUCAUAGUUUUAUAUUUUUACAUACGUAUAUCCACAGGAACCAACAUGUGUAGGAAACACGCGAGCUGAGAUUCCACUUGUCGAUUUUAAUGUGAUUUUUUUUAACAAAGAUUGAAAUGUUUACAUGUUUUUGGGUCUUUAGAUUAAACAAAUUUAAGGUUGCUGUUUGUCUCACAGAUGUGGCACUGUUAGCUGUGCUUUUCCAUUUUAAGACUACAUUUCCCAUCAGCCCUUUUGCUUCUUGUCUCGUAAUAUAUAUCAGUAAAUUAAUGUUAAAUUAUAGUGAUGGUAGACUAACACAAAGAGCAGAUUAAUGCAUUUAGCAUGAAAAACAACAACAAUAAAUUAAGUAAU
Thunnus maccoyii (southern bluefin tuna) is the source of this 4551-nucleotide messenger RNA. RefSeq names its product DnaJ (Hsp40) homolog, subfamily C, member 27 (gene dnajc27). Gene Ontology annotation, molecular function: GTPase activity; GTP binding. Lineage: Eukaryota; Metazoa; Chordata; Actinopteri; Scombriformes; Scombridae. Bases 319 to 1140 code for a protein of 273 amino acids. The record is from RefSeq and is a predicted model, not a curated record. The transcript has 7 exons.